AUGUGUUGCUGCACCAGAUUGCAUCGACAUCAGAUUCAUCUCAUAAGCUAUGGAAUCGUAUCAUGUGGACUUAUUACGACGGGUUUAGUUUUCACUGUUUUUGCAAUUUUCCAAAAGGAAUCACAAAUCGGAAAAGUAUGGCUUGCGGGCCCGACAACAAUGGUGGUCGGAUUGGUGUUAGCAGGAAAAGUGGUGAUUGAUUGGGGACCAGCAAUGUUACAUGCGAGAGAAGGGUCUAUAGAUUCCAGGUUAUUUGAUCAGUUAAACCAGCCGGCACCAAGUAGAUAUCCCGAGCCACUACGACCUCAAGCUGUUAGUCAAAUGCGAAUAGAGCACGAGCCGAAGUGCAAUGGAUCCGGGUCAUCACCAGCUAGUUUUGUAAAGUACAACAAUAACAAAAUGCAAUCACCAAUAGGAUAUCGGCCUCCAAUGCAGUUCAUACACAGUCCUGUAUCAGAAAACGGGAUUCCCAGAAUGGUUCAUACCGGUGGAAGGUUACCGAGGAGUUCUAUAGGAUGUAUACCUCCAAGACAAGGAGAGAGACAUUCUCCGGAGCAGUGUUUGAUCUACUCACAGUAUAAUGCUUCGCUGAAACAGCUACCGUACCACGACGACCGGUGUUACGGGUUACCUCGUCAUAUGAACAAUCACAAGAACUCAUCGUCACCUCGACGGAGUCCCAGACCAUCUAUAUAUAAUACGUACUCAAACUACUCUUCAAACCCAUCUAAUCAUUCUGGUCACUCCAAUCAUUCCGGACAUUCUCAUUCUGGAGAACAAUCCAUCGCAUUAAGUGAUACGUGCGAGUGCACACAAUACGGUUCGAUGCGAAGAUUCACACCGCCAGUUUCGAGUCCAUCGGUUGCCGCGGGAAAUGAUACAACCUACCAGGGAGAGUCAUUUGUACUCAACGAACGGAGCUAUCUGAUAUGA
Molecule: messenger RNA, 933 nt
Organism: Caenorhabditis remanei
Lineage: Eukaryota; Metazoa; Nematoda; Chromadorea; Rhabditida; Rhabditidae
Exons: 5
Coding region: 1-933 (310 amino acids)
Source: RefSeq, a predicted model, not a curated record